AAGGCUACAACUUCCAGCUCCCGCUUCAUGCCUCGAACCCAGGAAGACCAGAUCCGGUUCCAGCUGGAGGCCUUCAUGUUCCAGGGAGGAUACAGUCCUUCUGUACUGCGUCUCUUGCAGAUCUACAUAACGUGUAUUGUGAAGGCCACUCUUGCUUCUGCACCCAGUGAUGCUCUCCGCAAAUCCUGUUCCUUUUCCAACGGGUGGCUUGCUGCUGAUGGGAACCACCAGGCUUGUGGUUGCUGUGACUCAACAUGUGGUCCUGAUGGUGGAAAUGCUGCUCCUUUUGGGGGCAUUCAGUGGGAAGGCAAGGCCUCACUCGGUCCUGUAAUGGUUCAAGAUCGACAGAAGACUGUAGCUGGUUUUCAGUAAAUGGAGGAAAUGUAUUGUUUCUUGUGUUGUGUGGUUUAACCCAUUUGGAUUUGAAUGUAUUGCAAAUGUGGGGAAA
Messenger RNA from Sinocyclocheilus rhinocerous, 448 nucleotides. Its product is annotated as POM121 and ZP3 fusion protein-like. The record is from RefSeq and is a predicted model, not a curated record. Bases 28 to 372 code for a protein of 114 amino acids. The transcript has 3 exons. Gene Ontology annotation, biological process: egg coat formation; binding of sperm to zona pellucida; positive regulation of acrosome reaction. Gene Ontology annotation, cellular component: extracellular matrix. Lineage: Eukaryota; Metazoa; Chordata; Actinopteri; Cypriniformes; Cyprinidae. Gene Ontology annotation, molecular function: acrosin binding.